GCGCCAGCGGAAGCGGAAGCUCUGUAAUCCUCGGCCGGGAAGAUGGCGGACGAUAAGGACUCUCUGCCAAAGCUGAAGGAUCUUGCUUUUUUGAAGGAUCAGUUGGCGAGCUUGCAACGAAAAGUGGAAAAUGAGGUGCAGGUUGGAGUAGGACAGGAAGGUUCCUUACUAGCAUCUCCAUUUCUCAAAGGGUUCCUUGCUGGGUAUGUUGUAGCCAAACUGCGCUCUUCAGCAGUCUUGGGAUUUUUCGUGGGGACUUGUUCUGGAGUGUAUGCGGCUCAAAACUAUGCCAUCCCUGAUGUGGAGAAGACAAUCAAAGAGUUCUUCAACUCAUUCAGGAAAGGACCAGACUAAACAGUGUAGUGGUGCACCCCAAAAACUCCUCUCCGAAUUUUAGAAUUUCUAGACAAUUUCGUUGCUACAAAGAUCGGGCUCCUAUUUCAGCAUUUAUGUCCGUUGGAAAUGUUUUUUAUCAGGCGAGUGUGAAAUUUCAGCAGGUCUGAUUAUAGUUAUGCUCAAGCAUUGUAUUGUAGAAGGGAUAGUUUCAGCUUCAUCAAUGCUGAGGUGCUUUCAGACUCAUCUCUGACAUCUCCACUCCUUUUCCGUAACGUGCUUGUCCGCUGAACGGAAGGACCGCUGUUAUUGCUUCUGCUGCCUCUCGAAACUGCUACAUACUCCAGGCUCAGGAAAUGUAGUGGAAGAUCCCAUAGUUCAUGUAUGAGGUCACUUGUCUCCCUAAUCACGUGCAAGAAAUAAACCCAAACAUGACUGACUGGUUCAUGUCUUACUGACUUGAUUUAUUGGGCAUGUCGUGUAUGUCCUCCCUGAAAGAUAAUGUUUUAAAGCAAUGCCAAACCAAAUCCUGUGCCCUCUCCAAUAAAAAGUUGGAGACUGAUUCAA
Molecule: messenger RNA, 900 nt
Organism: Sphaerodactylus townsendi
Lineage: Eukaryota; Metazoa; Chordata; Lepidosauria; Squamata; Sphaerodactylidae
Product: SLC35A4 upstream open reading frame protein-like
Exons: 3
Coding region: 43-354 (103 amino acids)
Source: RefSeq, a predicted model, not a curated record